Molecule: messenger RNA, 3949 nt
Organism: Raphanus sativus (radish)
Lineage: Eukaryota; Viridiplantae; Streptophyta; Magnoliopsida; Brassicales; Brassicaceae
Product: protein argonaute 1
Exons: 21
Coding region: 473-3727 (1084 amino acids)
Biological process (GO): regulatory ncRNA-mediated post-transcriptional gene silencing
Cellular component (GO): cytoplasm
Molecular function (GO): RNA binding; protein binding
Source: RefSeq, a predicted model, not a curated record
GAGAAGUAGGGUUGUUCUUAACUGCUUCUAUCUUCUGUCUGUCUAUAUAGUUAGGUUUUCCACUUGAUUGGGUGUGUCUGCUUCAUUUUUGGUUAUGAUUAGUUGAUAUGUUAGCGGGUUUCGUUGAUCGGAUCUAGUAGCAUCGUAGCGGUUUGUCUUUGAUUUCUUUUAAGGUUUUGUGUUGAUGAUAGUUUAAAGCAAUUGUACUAUGUUUCCUUUUUCUUAAAAAUGGUUGAAUUUGUUAACAAUAAUUUCGGAAUUUGAUAUUUUUGUAAGGGUUGAGCGGUUUCUGAAUGUGUUUCCUGCUUUGAUUUUGGCUUGCUAAGUAUCUAUGUACUCUGUUUCCUUUAACAUUCAGAAAAGCAUUUCGAAAUUGAUUUUUUUUUUCUAUGUGUGUAGUUUGAUUUGGAUUCUGAAGGUGGCUUUUUUUAUGUUUCUGUGACUCACUGUUUGUUUUCGCAGGGUUUUCAAUAUGGUGAGGAAGAAGAGAACUGAUGGUCAGUUUGAAGGAGGUGAAGGGUCUGGUUCCCGUGAAGCUGCUCCAGCCUCAGCUGGUGGUUAUCAGCAGGGGAGAGGAGGAGGAGGACAGCAGCAAGGUGGAAGAGGUUAUGGUCCUCAUUCUCAACAGGGAGGUCGCGGUCGUGGAUAUGGCCAACCACAACAGCAGCACGGUGGAGCAAGAGGAGGCCAACCACCACAACAGCAGCAGUACGGUGGACCAAGAAGAGGUCAACCGCCACAACAGCAGCAGUACAGUGGACCAAGAGGAGGUCAACCACCGCAACAGCAACAGUAUGGUGGACCAAGAGAAGGCCAACCACCACAACAGCAGCACCAACAGUACGGUGGACCAAGAGGAGGACCUCCUCGAGGUGGUGGUCGUGGAGGUGCAUCCUCUGCUGGACUGCCCCAGAGACAAUCAGUUCCCGAUCUGCAUCAAGCUAACUUACCAACUCAUCAAGCGGUGUCUUCUCAGCCUACACCGUCUGAGGUGAGUCUUACUCAGAUGCCGGAUCCUCCUGCUCCGGUACAAGAAUUUGAACAGCUCUCUAUUGAACAAGGAGCUUCCAGUCAAGCAAUCCAGCCCAUUGCAUCUUCCAGCAAAGCUUGUAAGUUUCCACCGAGGCCUGGUAAAGGACAGGUCGGCAAGCGAAUCAUGGUAAAGGCCAACCACUUCUUUGCCGAGUUGCCUGAUAAAGAUUUGCACCAGUAUGACGUAACCAUUACUCCGGAAGUUACAUCAAGGGCUGUUAAUCGUGCCGUGAUGAAACAGUUGGUUGACUUGUACAAAGAAACACAUCUUGGAAGGCGUCUUCCUGCAUAUGAUGGGCGAAAAAGUCUGUACACUGCUGGACCGCUUCCGUUUGUUUCGAAGGAAUUCAGAAUCUUACUUCAGGACGAGGAAGAAGGGGCUGGGGGACAAAGACGAGAAAGGGAGUUCAAAGUUGUGAUCAAGCUAGCUGCCCGUGCUGAUCUACAUCACCUAGGAUUGUUUUUACAGGGAAAACAAGCUGAUGCCCCGCAGGAGGCUCUUCAUGUUCUUGACAUUGUUCUUCGUGAGCUGCCAACCUCCAAGUAUACUCCUGUGGGCCGGUCAUUUUAUUCUCCGCAUAUAAGAACAAAGCAAUCAUUGGGGGAUGGCUUGGAGAGCUGGCGUGGAUUCUAUCAAAGCAUUCGUCCUACACAGAUGGGCUUGUCACUCAACAUUGAUGUGUCAUCUACAGCAUUCAUAGAGGCACUUCCUGUUACCGAAUUUGUCUGCUGGUUGCUGGGUAGGGAUAUUAGAUCCCGGCCUUUAUCUGAUGCUGAUCGUGUCAAGAUAAAAAAGGCGCUUAGAGGUGUAAAGGUUGAAGUGAACCAUAGAGGAAACAUGCGCCGAAAGUACCGCAUUUCGGGCCUGACUGCUGUGGCCACUCGAGAACUGACAUUUCCUGUGGAUGAAAGAAAUACCCAGAAAUCUGUUGUUGAAUACUUCUACGAAACAUAUGGCUUUCUCAUUCAGCACACGCAGCUACCAUGCUUGCAAGUUGGGAAUUCUAACAGGCCAAAUUAUUUGCCAAUGGAGGUCUGCAAGAUUGUUGAGGGCCAGAGGUACUCAAAAAGGUUGAACGAGAGACAGAUCACUGCUCUGCUGAAUGUGACUUGUCAGCGCCCCCAAGAACGUGAAAAAGAUAUCUUGAAUACGGUAGGGCUCAAUGAUUAUGAUAAGGAUCCCUAUGCUAAGGAGUUUGGCAUCAAGAUAAGCGCAUCCAUUGCUUCUGUUGAGGCUCGAAUUCUGCCUGCUCCAUGGCUCAAGUAUCAUGAUUCUGGAAAGGAAGGGGCUUGUCUGCCGAAAGUUGGACAAUGGAAUAUGAUGAAUAAGAAAAUGAUUGAUGGAGGUACAGUGAGCAACUGGAUCUGCGUCAACUUCUCUAGGCAAGUGCCUGACGAUCUGGCACGUGCUUUCUGUCAGGGACUUGCUCAGAUGUGCCACACCUCUGGAAUGGCAUUUAAUCCGGAACCAGUCCUUCCACCAGUCAAUGCUCGCCCUGAGCAAGUCGAGAAAGUCUUGAAAACUCAAUAUAAUGAUGCCAUGGCCAAGCUCUCUAAAGGAAAAGAGAUUGAUCUCCUUAUUGUCAUCCUCCCAGACAAUAAUGGAUCACUAUAUGGUGAUCUGAAGCGCAUCUGUGAGACCGAACUCGGCAUUGUGUCUCAGUGCUGCCUGACUAAGCAUGUCUUUAAGAUGAGCAAACAGUAUAUGGCUAACGUGGCUUUGAAAAUUAAUGUCAAAGUUGGAGGAAGGAAUACUGUACUUGUUGAUGCCUUAUCUAGGCGAAUUCCUCUAGUCAGUGAUCGCCCCACCAUAAUCUUCGGUGCUGAUGUAACACAUCCUCAUCCUGGAGAGGACUCGAGCCCGUCCAUUGCUGCCGUCGUCGCUUCCCAAGACUGGCCCCAAAUUACGAAAUAUGUUGGUUUGGUUUGUGCUCAAGCGAAUAGACAGGAGCUCAUUCAGGAUCUCUUCAAAGAAUGGAAGGACCCGCAGAAAGGGGUAGUGACCGGUGGCAUGAUUAAGGAGUUACUUCUCGCCUUCUAUAAAUCAACUGGUCAUAAGCCGUUAAGGAUCAUAUUCUACAGGGAUGGAGUCAGUGAAGGACAGUUUUAUCAGGUUCUGCUCUAUGAGCUUGAUGCCAUCCGCAAGGCAUGUGCUUCGCUGGAAGCAGAGUAUCAGCCAACAGUAACGUUUGUGGUGGUGCAGAAGCGCCAUCACACGAGACUAUUUGCUCAUGAUCACAAGGACGUCAGAUCAGUGGACAGAAGUGGAAACAUAUUACCAGGAACCGUCGUGGAUUCCAGUAUCUGUCAUCCCACGGAGUUCGACUUUUACCUCUGUAGCCAUGCUGGUAUUAAGGGCACUUCCCGACCUGCUCAUUACCACGUUCUUUGGGAUGAGAACAACUUCUCUGCAGAUGGACUCCAAUCUCUGACCAAUAACUUGUGCUACACGUAUGCGAGAUGUACUCGUUCUGUAUCCAUUGUGCCGCCUGCGUAUUAUGCUCAUCUAGCAGCGUUCAGGGCUCGGUUCUACAUGGAGCCAGAGACAUCAGACAGUGGUUCGAUGGCUAGCGGGAGCAUGGCACGGGGAGGUGGCAUGGGUGGUAGAAACACACGUGGGCCAAACGUGAACGCUGCAGUGAGACCACUCCCACCUCUAAAAGAUAAUGUGAAGCGCGUGAUGUUCUACUGCUGAUUCGAUUCAGCUCCUAUAUAUCCCUAUUUUAUCUCGUAUGAGCUAUUAAGACUCGUCGCCAAAUAAAUUGUUUGCUUUUCCAAGACUGAACUCGUGUCGUGUCUUAUGUCUUAUAAAUUGUUUGCUUUUACUGAACUCGUGUGGUAUCUUAUGUCUUAUGUCUCUACUGAACUCGUGUGGUGUGUACUUUCUUAAGUUGAGUAAAGUUUGUGUGUUUGGAUA